Messenger RNA from Monascus purpureus, 582 nucleotides. The record is from the annotation of a GenBank genome assembly. Lineage: Eukaryota; Fungi; Ascomycota; Eurotiomycetes; Eurotiales; Aspergillaceae.
AUGGCGGCUGUGGACCUCAUCUCCCUCAUCUACGACACGUACCAGACCCCGGCCACAGACGCAUGGUGGUAUAACGGCUUCUACACCUCCACCGCGGGAACCCUCCUCAUCAUGUCAUAUUCAUGUCGCUCGAUUCUGGAACGUAUCGGCGUAGACAUCAUCGAUCGGACAUGGCAUAAGUGCGAGCGGAUUCUGGAUAAUAUGGCUACAUUCAGUUUGUCUGCUAGGAAUUCGCUUGAUCUGCUCCGGGCGACUUAUGUUCAAAUUGUUCAAUAUUAUUCACCCUCCAGGGCUGUUGUAAAUGAGGAUUCCCCCGGGAUUAAUGGUGGUCAACUUGGGGCUGCUGCAUCAGUUCAGGGGGACAUGGCAUCUCGAUAUUCAGGAGAUCAGCUUAAGUCCAGUGCAGGGAUCCGCGACGUUCGUGGAGAGAUUCAUGGGGUAAAAGAUCAUGAAUCCUUCAGCCGGUUCAGUAAUGCCCUUAUGGGUUGGGAUGAGAUGGGUUCUGAUCCGGAUGAAUUUGUGUUCCUGGGACGCUUUGAUUUGCCCGAUCUCUCAGGCUGGUUUCCAGAUGCGCCAGGUUAG